AUGGCGGAAGUUUCCGGCGAUCCGCGAGCCGUCGAAAACCUGAAAUCCUAUCUGGACGUGAUCAAGGAGUCCUAUGCUGCGAAUCCGUGGAAGGCGCGGCUGCUGCUAGUGUUGACUGCGGAUGACUCAGACCCUCAAUUUAGUGCUUUGGAAGAAGGACUCCGAGCGAGAGCAGCAGAGAAUUCGGCAAAGGCCAUAAGUGGCAUUGGGCUGUACAUGGCGAACUUCGCAAUUUUGCUGCUGGAAGGCCUCACGUCGGGCGUAAUGGGCUGCAUGCGCUGGCUCGACACUUUGUGUCAGUCUCAGAAAGUGAAGCAAGGAUUGGUUUUGUACUUUUCAGAUUGCCUCGAGCCCGCCGGACUGCUGGCCAAGGAGUUCGCGCGCUUCGCCCCAGACCCCCGAGCACUUCAAAACCUUUUGAGUUCUUCCAAAACUUUCUCUUUGCUCUUUUCCGUGCCAGAGUUCUGCGAAAACCUCCUGGGGGACUUCUACGCCACUCUGCCUCGAGACCGGACCUUUUGA
Molecule: messenger RNA, 522 nt
Organism: Eimeria necatrix
Lineage: Eukaryota; Apicomplexa; Conoidasida; Eucoccidiorida; Eimeriidae
Exons: 6
Coding region: 1-522 (173 amino acids)
Source: RefSeq, a predicted model, not a curated record